GCGGGCUUAAGCUCGCCCGUCGCGCGAGGCGCGACGCGCGACGCGCUGCAGCUUAGCGACGUCGCUUCUCACCCUCGCUUCCGAACUAAGCUUUCGCGGGACCAACUCGACUGUACCACCACCACCCGCACGGCGGCCCGCUGGUGGUAGGAAGAAUCAGGACCCUAUCCGGCCGCCGUAGCCGCCUCUCUGUAGUGGGCGGGGCCUAGGUCGGGGUGACCCCGCCAGAGCCGCCGUUGCCAGCGACAUGUUCAAGGUAAUCCAGAGGUCCGUGGGGCCAGCCAGUCUGAGUCUGCUCACCUUCAAAGUCUAUGCAUCACAGAAAAAGGACUCAACUCAAAAAGCUUCUGUGAACAUUAGUGAGCUUUCACUCUACUCUGUUCCCGAAGUUCAGUCUAAAUAUGUGGAGGAGCCAAGGACUCAACUUGAAGAGAGCAUCUCACAUCUCCGACAGUAUUGCAAGCCAUAUACAAGUUGGUGUCAGGAAAUGUAUUCCCAAACUGAGCCCAAGAUGCAAAGUUUGGUUCAGUGGGGGUUAGACAGCUAUGAAUUUCUCCAAAAUGCUCCUCCUGGUUUUUUUCCAAGACUUGGCGUUAUUGGUUUUGCUGGCAUUGUUGGACUCCUUUUGGCUAGAGGUUCAAAAAUAAAGAAGCUGGUGUAUCCACCUGGUUUCAUGGGAUUAGCUGCCUCGCUUUAUUAUCCACAACAAGCCAUCGUAUUUGUCCAGGUCAGUGGGGAGAAAUUAUAUGACUGGGGUUUACGAGGAUACAUAGUUGUAGAAGAUUUGUGGAAAGAGAACUUUCAAAAGCCAGGAAAUGUGAAGAAUUCAUCUGGAAAUAAGUAGAAUACUCCAGGUUCAGCCCAUUUUAAUCAGUUAUAGGUAAACAUUGGAAACUCCAUACAAUAAACCAGUGUUUCUACAGAAAAAUGGAAGAGAUGUCAUUAUUGAAUGUAGUAAACAGGCUUUUUUCUUCAGGAAAAACUACACUAGGCCUCAGUGUUACCUUGGGUGAUGUCAUACUACAAAGGGACUAACCUGAAAUCUUUUCACCUCCAGAUAAUGUACAUGCCUUUGAACUUAUUGUUCUCAUGUUGCUAUUUAUGUACAUAAUUAAAAUUCCAAGUUAAAAAAGUU
Myotis myotis is the source of this 1135-nucleotide messenger RNA. RefSeq names its product apolipoprotein O (gene APOO). The transcript is spliced from 9 exons. The record is from RefSeq and is a predicted model, not a curated record. The coding region runs from base 248 to 844 and encodes 198 amino acids. NCBI's taxonomy places the organism in Eukaryota, Metazoa, Chordata, Mammalia, Chiroptera, Vespertilionidae. Gene Ontology annotation, biological process: cristae formation. Gene Ontology annotation, cellular component: MICOS complex.